AAAGGGAAAUAACUGUUAUCAUCAAAUUGACGUAGCCGUGAUCAAUGUUUUAAUGAAUUCUUUGCAGUCCAAAACUUCGAAAUUUUACGUGUGUAAAUGUUUUUAUAGUAAAAAUAUUUUUCUUAAAUGUUAUCGUAUGCAUGUUGUUUACAAAUCAAAAGACCAAUUCAUUUCCGCCUACGGACAGGCCUUGAAAGAAAAAGGGUGUGACACAGACGAAAAACUCCAGGGUGUGUUACAAGAGAUUGCGACAGAAAUCCACCGACGACGUAGCUUAGGUGACCAGUACUUAGAGAGACGGCAGGUCAUCUCGUCCACCUACAAACCACGGCAUCCUCAAGUAUUCCAGCUCAAGGAGGAGUUCUUCGCAUCAGAGUUCCUGGACCUUGUGAGAUACUGCAAGACAGAUGGCGCCACGCUUGACGGAGUUCUCGCCAUGGUUGAAAAACCGCCAGGUGACAGACUCUAUUCAUUCCCGGUCUUUACACUCGACUUCUGCUCUUCACUGACCGACGAACUGGAGCAUUUCGAGGCUAGUGACUGCCCACGUGGUCGCCCUAACACGAUGAACAACUAUGGGAUACUUCUAAAUGAACUGGGAUUUGACGAAGACUUCCUAAAUCCUUUGCGUGUGAACUACUUGACUCCGAUAUGCGCCAUAUUGUUUCCUGACUGGGGCGGAAGCAGUCUCGAUUCUCACAAAGCUUUUGUGGUGAUGUACAAACCGGGCGAAGACGUUGACCUGAGCUAUCACUACGACAACUCGGAGGUAACACUAAACGUCGCCCUCAGCUCCAACUACGCGGGCGGGUCUCUGUAUUUCGGAAACAUGCGAACGGAGUCGUCACGACCUAGUUACACAGAGUACAGCCACAGGGCGACAGUGGGGGUCGUCCACAGAGGGCAGCACCGACACGGCGCUAACGCUAUCCAGUCUGGAGAGAGGUACAACCUCAUCAUCUGGAUGAGGUCAUCGCGAGUGCGCAAUCAGCUCUGUCCGAUGUGUGACAGUCCUCCUGAACUCGUGGAAACUGUUGGCUUUGGAGACGGGUUUACAAACGGCGACCAUGUCGUUGAUGUGUGUAUUACCUUAUAAUGAGCCCAAGCAGCGUAUUUUGGUGAAGGCUUUGUUCAGGGUGCUGGGGUGCGUACAUAUCCAUGACUAAACACAACAGUGUCCCCGAAACACAGUGUUUAAUGUAUAAACGUAAGGAAUGUAAGAUAAAUAUGAUCUUGGUGAUUCUCAAAGAAGAUUGUUUCAUACCCCAGACUAAAUGUUAUACUUUGAAGAUAGCUUUAUAAAUAAAAGUCCCUGUUAUACAUUGUAAUGUCUUUGUAAUAAUCAUCUUAGGCCUUGUAAAGAAGUUGCCAAUCCAAAUAUAUUCAGAUCUGUAUUAAGCAGCCACUAAAUGGAUAAUGAAAAUGUCCUUUUAAGACAGAUGGCUGUUUUAUGCAGGUCAGUUGUACUAUACUAGAUGAUUUAGGAGAUUAAAAGGACGAUCACUUAAGGCAGGUGGCUGUAUUGUAGAAGUUGACACGUGCGUACGUUUGACACUAUUACACGUUUGGAGACUAUAUCUACUAAUACGAUGCACCAUUGACCAAUAUGAUGGCUGAUACUAUUCCAUAGUUUGAACUUGUGGAUACUCUUUUUAAAAAAUGUCUUUGGCAAAACAUUUAUUAUGUUUCCGUCGUUUUAGAUGAAGUAAUAGAUGACAGGGUUAGGCAAUACUCAUGACGGGUGCCACCGGUGGGACAGAAUAUGUUCACCUUUUGCGAACACCUGAUAUCACAACUGUUAUGACAGUGGUUCAUGAGUGCAUAUUAUCACAGCUGUACUUAUUCAAAUGAGCUCUGUCCGGUGCUACCGGCCUCGGUGGCGUCG
Gigantopelta aegis is the source of this 1885-nucleotide messenger RNA. RefSeq names its product 2-oxoglutarate and iron-dependent oxygenase domain-containing protein 2-like. NCBI's taxonomy places the organism in Eukaryota, Metazoa, Mollusca, Gastropoda, Neomphalida, Peltospiridae. The record is from RefSeq and is a predicted model, not a curated record. The coding region runs from base 53 to 1096 and encodes 347 amino acids. The transcript has 6 exons. Gene Ontology annotation, molecular function: iron ion binding; L-ascorbic acid binding; oxidoreductase activity, acting on paired donors, with incorporation or reduction of molecular oxygen.